AAAUAAUAACUUUAAGGUUAUAGAUAGAUUGAAUGUCUUUACAUAUUUAUUGAAUCAUUUUUUAAGUUAUUUCAUUCUCUGCUGAUAUGGUUAUGAAUAAUAUUUGCAGUAAAAAUAAAUAUCUCAUGAAAGCGAAUCAUCACAGUGUACGGAGUAAACGCGCAAAACAUCUACAGAUAAAUAACAGAACUGAAAUAAAUCGUAAUAACACAAAGCAGAUUUAAAUGUGCAUUAUGAAGAUAGAUUUUAGCUAGACAAUCAAAAUAUACCAAGAAAAAUAAAAUACGUCAUAUUAAAAACAAUAAACAAAAGGCAUCAAGAGAUUUAAGAGAGUGCAGGAGGGACGGACGGCGAUAAACACUUAUAGAAUUCUCGUAUCUUAAGGCAUUUUUUCAGCACAGUUUACGACCUUUUCAUACUACAAUAUGUUGAAAGAAUACAGGAUAUGUAUGCCAAUGUCGGUAGAGGAGUACCACAUUGGGCAAUUGUACAUGAUUGCCAGACAUAGCUCUGAGCAGAGUGAUGGGGGAGAGGGUGUGGAAGUAAUUGAAAAUGUUCCUCAUACUGAUCCAAGUCACGGCGAAGGACAGUUCACAGAGAAGCGUAUUCACCUAUCUGGAAAACUUCCACCUUGGGCCAGAGCUUAUGUUCCACGAUUUAUAUACCUAACUGAAAAAGCCUGGAACUAUUAUCCAUACACUGAGACAGAAUACACAUGCUCUGUCAUUCCAAGGUUCAGUAUCAAGAUUCGCACACGAUAUGAGAAUAAUAAUGGGUCUUCAGAAAAUUGCCUUAAUGUUAAUGAGGAGGAGCUGAAGCAAAGAAUAGUGGAUCAUGUAGAUAUCUUAACAGACCCAGUGGAUGAAAGACACUACAAGAAAGAAGAGGAUCCUGCCACUUUCAAGUCCGAGAAGACAGGACGAGGACCAUUAAAAGAAGGGUGGCGUGAAUGUGCUGAAGUUAUAAUGUGCUCCUACAAACUGGUUGAUGUUUCUUUUCAAGUCUUCGGUUUUCAAACAAAAGUUGAGGAAUGGGCCCAGAGAGCCAUAAGGAACGUUCUCCUCUUGGGGCAUCGACAAGCAUUUGCAUGGAUAGAUGAGUGGCACGGCAUGACAAUAGAGGAUGUGCGCCAGUAUGAGAUAGGCAUGCAGGAGGAGACCAAUGCCAGGAUUCGAAGUGCGCAGGAGAAGCUAGAUAGUGAUAGCUCUGAAGCUGAGAAGAAGGAGAAAGGAAUAGACAGUGAUGGAACAGAAGAUGCCCUUGACCAUUCUGAAGGCAGUGAAUCUGAGAAAAAACAGGAUUCAAGCUCAUCCAAGGGCAGUGGGUCAGGAACUCCAGUAUCACCUCAGAAACCAGGAUAUUUUUCAUCCUGGUUUAAGUGGUCGUAGGCAUCUUUGAAGGAAAGGGAAAUUUGUGGCAUUGAAAAAAAAUGGUAUGGCAAUUUACUUAUGUUAUUGGGAAUGAGCUUCCUGAAAUUACGGGAAUACUUUGUAAACCUUCUUCUUCUAUAGAUACUUCCUGUUUUUAUUAUAAUUCUACUUCUCAUCAUCUUCUUCUUUCUCCUGCUCCUCCUGGAUAUUUUUGACCAAUUGAAUAAUAAGCCUAAGAGUUCCCUUCACUCAUGUUAAAGAGGACCAUACAAACAAUAUAGAUGUAUUAUAAACCUAUGUGGAUGGACACAAGUGUUUUUUUAGGAAGUCAUAUAUAUUUUAGAAGUAUUUUAGCUUGUGGGAAUACUGCACAUAACCGGCAUUGGCUCUUACUUGUAGAAUAUAAUAUUUUCAUGAUCAAUUCUAUAUGGUGAUGAAAUAUGCAUUAUAUUUUUAUAGCAGCUUCAUUCGGAGAGUUACCAAGGAAGUUUGUUAUGCUGGUUAUUCAUGACAUAGUUGAUAUAUGCUCGUGUGAUAUUGAAUUAAUUUUUAAGCUUUCUACAAAUAAAGGUAAAAAUGUUAAGUGCAAUAGCAUUAUAGCAAUUUGAUAAAAGGAUCAGUGUGAUUAUCGCAAGCAGAUGUUUUAACUGUAGAAGAAGCAUGCAUCCAGAAUGCUGCUGAUUGCUAAGGUAUGAUAAAUUCACAUUAUUAUAUUUCUGCCACAUAUAAUGCACAUUUUGAAAGUAUAUGAAGAUACUUAUACAAGCAUGGACACUGAUCUUAAGCUUAGGGCACAGAAGGUUAUUUUUUUAUUAUUAUGUCAGAACUGCACAAUUUGCAAAACUUAAAAAAAAAAAAAAAGUAACACCUACACUUAGGUUCAGGGACUAAGUUGGUUUGCAUCACAAAGUAAAUGAAGCAAAGGCAGAAUGCACUAUUCUAUUGCAAGACCUGUCUUUAUGAAUUCAAAGUAUAAAUAAGAGAAAGAGGAUGGUUCCAUUGUACAAGUCUUAUUGGAAUAGGUGUGUAUUAGUAUGUGCAUAUUUAUAUCUAUAUCUGUAUCUCUUGCCAUAUAUCUUCAUCUGUAUCUUUGUCUGCCAAUAUCUAUAUAUAUCUGUCUAUCUGUCUGUCUGUCUGUCAAUCAG
This is a messenger RNA of Penaeus vannamei (Pacific white shrimp), 2515 nucleotides long. It is a transcript of the gene rdgBbeta, whose product is annotated as cytoplasmic phosphatidylinositol transfer protein 1. Gene Ontology annotation, biological process: phospholipid transport. Gene Ontology annotation, cellular component: cytoplasm. Gene Ontology annotation, molecular function: phosphatidylinositol binding; phosphatidylinositol transfer activity. The record is from RefSeq and is a predicted model, not a curated record. NCBI's taxonomy places the organism in Eukaryota, Metazoa, Arthropoda, Malacostraca, Decapoda, Penaeidae.